UCUUCGCCGCUGGAAGAAGGAGCCUCACAUAUGGCGUGGCUUGAUCUUUCAACUUUGUCUCCCAGCCCUAUGAGAACGCCAGGCCGCCUGGCCAAGAAGCGUAGUCAAUUCAAGAUGCCAUGGAAGUUCCCUAGCCCUAGCCACCCGCUUUACUCUAGCCCAGACGAACUGUGUCUCGGUGUCCCGAUCAUGGGCAUGACUGGCGAAGGUCUCCGAUCCUCAUAUGUUGCAGUUCAGGCCAGUCCCUUUCCCGGCACUGGUGCUGCUGGUCAGUCACAGUUCUCGAGCCCCGUUGCUGCCUCGCCUUUGAGCCAGAAACCCGUAACAGGAAGAGUUCUGGGUUGGAAACGAUCAAAGGACAGACCUAAGAGCAAGCUCCCUCCGCUCCCGGAGCCUUCACCACGUCGGCCGUUGUAUACUGGCCCUCUGCCCGUUCCAAUGUCCGAAAAAUUGGAUCUGACUCCCAAUUUAACGAUGUCGACUGAUGGAGAGACAGACACGUCAUUUUCGACCCUUGGCGACCCAUUCUCAACUGACGCGUUUUCAAAUUGGUUCGAUUUAAGUAGCCCCAACAAGGGUGAAAGGGAGCGCGCGCCAUCAGGCUUUCUUGAUACACCGCUUCGUCGAUCUGCGAGUACUUCGGCGAUUGAAAAGCUCCAGCUCGCUGACUCAGGCAAGAAGGAAGAGCCUUCUUCAAUGCUUCUGCCUUCGGGCUUUGGUCUGGGUUUCAACUUCAAGAUUGACCUUUCCACAUCAGGCGCUAAGCGCGCAAGAUCAGAAGACCAGACUGAUGAUAAUUGCUCAGACGAGUUUGGAGACCUUCUCUAUCCUUCCACACAGGAACCACCCGCCUCAAGCCAACGAAGUAAUGCAGGGCCGUCGAAGCAUAAAUCCGCCAACUCAUCAUUUUCAUCAACGGCCGAUGGUUCGUUGGAACGGGAGGACUUUCCUCCGACAGACUUAGACUCCGAUGACCUGGAGACCAUGUUUGGAUAUGUGGUCCCGACAAAGAAACGGCGAUUAUGCACUUGAUUGUGCAUAUAGCUCUUAUUUCCUCUAGUUUUGGUUUCGGCAGAUUUCUCGUUCCUUCCUACGCAUUUUGUCUUCUGCUUUACCUGUUUUACUAUCUUCAGCAUGCUAGCACUCUCGCUCUAUCUGAGCAUUGCUUCUUGCUUGUCUCUCGUGCUCUUAUUUAUCGCUUGUGCAGUGUGCACAGUGUCCAUGCUAUGAUCAGUUUCUAAUGUGUCCUUUGUCCACCCACACCCCACAGCCGCUUUCUAAGAUUUGUCCCUCGUAGGACUUUUUUCAUCUUUUCGCCUUUUUUUUUAGAUUCCAUCUUCUGUUUCAAUUUCCUCUUUGGUCUCGAUUACCUUCUUGUUCCUCGCCAUGCUAAACUGCUUACGGCAGUUCACCCCGUUCCCCUUGCCUGCUGUUCUGUUUGUUCUUCUUUCUUGUACUAUCAGUUGUCACCUCUUCUGUCCUGUGUUCCGACGGACUCUAGCCUAUCUCAAUUCCCCUUUCACAUGUUCAACCACUCAGCAUCUACCCUCAUGCUCAAGGCAAGUUUGUGCUGCGAGUGGAGAUGUAACUUUGUGCCGGACCCGCUAUCGGGUCGACAAUCUUGUUGUUACACUCAUGGCUAUCUAUUUUGGUUUCGUUUCCCUCUGUUUCUAUCUCGC
This is a messenger RNA of Fomitiporia mediterranea MF3/22, 1679 nucleotides long. RefSeq lists its product as uncharacterized. The transcript has a single exon. Bases 31 to 1032 code for a protein of 333 amino acids. The record is from RefSeq and is a predicted model, not a curated record. Lineage: Eukaryota; Fungi; Basidiomycota; Agaricomycetes; Hymenochaetales; Hymenochaetaceae.